This is a messenger RNA of Poeciliopsis prolifica (blackstripe livebearer), 2760 nucleotides long. RefSeq names its product angiopoietin-like 1a (gene angptl1a). The transcript has 6 exons. Gene Ontology annotation, biological process: cell surface receptor protein tyrosine kinase signaling pathway. Bases 359 to 1810 code for a protein of 483 amino acids. The record is from RefSeq and is a predicted model, not a curated record. Lineage: Eukaryota; Metazoa; Chordata; Actinopteri; Cyprinodontiformes; Poeciliidae.
AGCGGUUGGAGCUCAGUACGCUGAAGAGGCUGGCUUUUGAACCAUGCCCCCAGCCUGAGCCCCGGGACAGCCGACGCUUUAAGGAAGCAGGGCCUGCGCUAAAAGGCUGGCGGCUUGUUGCUACGCACCGGACGGAAGGGGCAAGUGAGGGGGGGGGGAGCGGCUCACAUCACAAGGACAAAGACAAGAAAAAAGGGAUGAUUCCUGAGCAGCGCAACUCAAUGAAACCUCAACACGACAGGCACGCUAAACCUUAACCGGAGAAAACCAGCACAGACCCCACCACUGGUGUCAAAGCAGGGAGGCCUGGAGGGAGCCCCAGUAGCCGUCCGUCAAUCCAUCCAGCCAGCCGGCAGCGAUGCAGGGGCUGAUCUGGAGCCUGUGUGCCUUGCUCUGCCUCUCUCUGUGGGAGGAAAGUUUCUGCAGGAGCUCAAGGGAUGCCCGGAGAACCAAAGAGUUCUCCCUCCAAAGGAGUAAAAGAGCCGCUCAGGAUGAAGAUGCCAAAAAGUGUUCCUAUACAUUCCUGGUGCCUGAGCAGAGAAUCACAGGUCCAAUCUGUGCCAGUACAACAGGCCCCGAGCCAGACAAAGACAGAGUGACCCGCAUGGACAUCGCAGAUGUGCGGGAGGUACUCAACAAGCAGCGGCGCGAGAUUGAGACACUGCAGCUGGUGGUGGAGGUAGAUGGCAACUUGGUGAACGAGAUGAAGCUGCUGCGGAAAGAGAGCAGGAACAUGAACUCCAGAGUGACCCAGCUCUACAUGCAGCUGCUGCAUGAGAUCAUCCGGAAGAGAGACAAUUCUCUGGAGCUGGCCCAGCUGGAGAACCGCGUUCUGAACGUGACCUCGGAGAUGAUGCGACUGGCUUCACGGUACAAGGAGCUGGAGGCCCGCUUCGCUACCAUGGCCGGGGUGGUCAACAAUCAGUCCAUUCUCAUUGCUGCGCUGGAGGAACAAUGCAUGAGGACGUUGGGACGGAGCGAGCUGCCCCCAGUUCCUCCGCUGGUGCAGGUAGUACCAGAGAACAUACCCCAUGAUAACCGCUUCACCAAUGAGAUAGUGAGGAACAAUCGGGCCUUCCUCAGAGACUCUCGCAUGGAGGCACCUACCCCUAGACCCUUUGAUCCCCCGCCACCCCAAGGGACGAUCACCUCUGACGGCCCUUUCAAGGACUGCUAUCAGGUGCGGCGGGCGGGUCAUUCCACCAAUGGUAUGUACCUACUCAAGACUGAUAACAGCGAAAGCCUAAUCCAAGUCUGGUGUGAGCAUAGUCUUGACAACGGAGGAUGGACAGUUUUGCAAAAGAGGAAAGACGGCUCUGUCAACUUCUUUCGGAACUGGGAGAACUACAAAAAAGGUUUUGGCAACAUAGAUGGUGAACACUGGCUUGGGCUGGACAACAUCUACAGCUUGGCAAAACAGGGUGACUACAAGCUGAUGGUAGAGCUGGAGGACUGGACAGGGAAGAAGGUGUACGCAGAGUACAGCAGCUUUUACCUGGAGCCCGAGAGUGAAGGUUAUAAGCUCAGGUUGGGGUCCUACCAGGGAAAUGCUGGUGACUCCUUCAGCAGCAACAACGGCAAACAGUUCACCACACUCGACCGUGACCGGGACGAAUUCUCUGGAAACUGCGCGCACUUUCAUAAAGGUGGCUGGUGGUACAACGCUUGCGGUCAGACCAAUCUAAAUGGAGUUUGGUACAGUGGUGGAGUCUACCGCAGCAAAUUUCAGGAUGGGAUCUUCUGGGCGGCCUACGGAGGGGGCUUUUACUCUCUAAAGUCUGUCCGUCUCAUGAUCCGGCCAAUUGACUGAGACUUGGGAUGGUGGUUCAUCCUUGCUACGUUUUCUACCCUUAAAUAAAUAAUAUCAAGAGGCAGAAUCAGGAAUCUUUGAUAUCAUAACAGAGUAAAAAAAAAAAAAACAGGUGAGAGACAUCGGUCUAUUGCCAGACAAUAACUCCAGACGAAAAGCUAAAAUGAAGACAAAUCAUAUUACCUUCAUUAAUUGCUCUCCUAUGAUGUCGGGCGGUUACGGGCUAUCAGUCUUCCUGAGGACAUUCAGUAGUACUCCAAUACGUUUUACUUGAUUCUGUCUUUCAAGACCGAGUAUGUAAUAAAGGAAAAUGGUGAUUUACUAAAGAUAUGAGAUCUCUCUUGAGCAGCUAAUGAUGACUUAUUGAAAGUAGUGCUUCUUAUAUCAAGUGGCACCGGAUAUUUGUGCAACACAGUGGUAAUGAAUAGGAGUUGAUGCCAUUUUAAUUUGAAAUGUUAAAAUGCCUAAAACAAAAUCUAACAAUGGAAAAUGGAUCCUGCUCAAUUUACUGUCAAAUUGUAGGAUUUUUUUUUAUUUUUUUUUUAAACAUUAUCCAAAAGAAAGUAAACUCACCAAUGUGUGUGCUUGUUGAUUGUGCAUAAGGCUGAGCUGGCUUUAGUAUGUAAAUAUUGUUGGCUUUAAUUGUUUAAUUUAAAAAAAAAAAAGGUAUGACUCGACUCAGGCCUCAUGUUCACUCUGUUAUUCCUUGUUGUUAUUUAUCAGUGUAUUUAUAGUAACUGUAGUCAUCUCUGGCAAUUUUAUAUCUAUUCUUGUAACGGUACAAAUGUGCUUAUGUUUUUAUCCCAUGUAGAGGUGCAUUAGAAACCCCAGAACAGAUGUACGCAGGGGGGAAGGAACAAAAUGAGUGCACGUCUGUUUGACAAGCGGCUGGAAAACAUAUGAUGUGAACUUACAGUCAUCCAAGAAAAAAUAAAACACUUAAAACACUU